Molecule: messenger RNA, 2040 nt
Organism: Saitoella complicata NRRL Y-17804
Lineage: Eukaryota; Fungi; Ascomycota; Saitoellomycetes; Saitoellales; Saitoellaceae
Product: PLP-dependent transferase
Exons: 2
Coding region: 1-1965 (654 amino acids)
Biological process (GO): ceramide biosynthetic process; sphingosine biosynthetic process
Cellular component (GO): serine palmitoyltransferase complex
Molecular function (GO): pyridoxal phosphate binding; serine C-palmitoyltransferase activity
Source: RefSeq, a predicted model, not a curated record
AUGGCGCGGAGAAGCUCAAAGUCCUCGACGGCAUCACCGACCACCUCCACUCCGAGCCCUCACAAUCGGUCCUCGUCAAUUUCAAAGGGUUCCAAGAUUGUUCAGUUCUUUUCUUCGUCGCCAAAGUCCAGCGUCACGCAUAGUUCGCUGCAUUCAGCUCCGUUCUACCCCCCAACCUCCUUACCGACUAUUUCGCUGUCAUCGGCGAUCAGCAAUACGCAGCCUUCUUUCAUCCUUCCGGAUACUGAUUCACUGCAUCACGCGACCUCGACCUCGCUAGAUACGGCUAUGUAUUCGAAGCGUACCGCUGCUCAAUAUGGCCCCAUCUCGGACCCAUCGCACAAGCAUGUGUCAGUUCAUCCCAAGGGAAUGACAGUACCCGACCCAGUCGAUGAUGAGCCUCCUUACUACUAUCUCUUCACGACCUACCUGUCGUACUUGAUCCUCAUCGUCUUCGGACAUGUCCGAGAUUUCCUCGGUAAGAGGUUCAGGAGAGACAAGUACCACCACCUCCGCGAACGCGACGGUUAUGCGCCUCUCAACAGCGAUUUCGACAACUUUUAUGUCCGUCGACUCAAGCAGCGUAUCAACGACUGUUUCUCGCGUCCCGUGACUGGUGUUCCCGGUCGUAACAUCACCCUUCUCGACCGUUACUCUGUGGAUAACAAGCUUACGUUCAAGUUGACUGGAAGCACAACUGAAUGUUUGAACAUGAGUUCUUACAACUAUCUUGGUUUCGCGCAGAGUGAGGGACCGUGUGCGGAUGCUGUUGAGGAGACUACGAGGAAGUACGGUACUAGCAGUGGUGGUGCCAGAUCCGAGGCCGGUACGCUCGACCUUCACGUCAAGGUCGAGGACCUUAUAGCUCGUUUCGUUGGUAAGCCUGCCUCUAUGGUCUUCUCGAUGGGUUUCGGUACGAACGCUACUGCUUUCCCUGCUCUCGUCUCCAAGGGAUGUCUUGUCAUCUCCGAUGAGCUCAACCACUCUUCCAUCCGUUUCGGCGCUCGUCUUUCUGGUUCUUCCAUCCGCAUGUUCAAGCAUAACGACAUGCGUCACUUGGAGAAGGUCUUGCGUGAUGCUAUCUCUCAGGGCCAACCCCGUACUCACCGUCCCUGGAAGAAGAUUUUGGUCGCUGUCGAGGGGUUGUACUCUAUGGAGGGUACAAUGUGUAACCUCCCCGGUCUUGUUGAGUUGAAGCACCGCUACAAGUUCUUCUUGUACGUUGACGAGGCUCACUCUAUUGGUGCUCUUGGUCCUCGUGGACGUGGUGUCUGUGAUUACUUCAAUAUCGACCCGGCAGAGGUUGAUAUCCUCAUGGGUACUCUUACCAAGUCUUUUGGUGCUGCUGGUGGUUACAUUGCUGCGACGAAGCCUAUCCUCGAUAAGCUUCGUCUUACCAACGCCGGUUUCUUGCAUUCGGAGGCUAUGUCUCCUGUCGUCCUUCAGCAGAUCCAGACUUCGCUUCGUAUCAUCUCGGGCGAGAUUGGUGGUACCGAGGGCGAAGAGCGUCUUCAACGUCUCGCAUUUAACUCUCGUUAUCUCCGUGUCGGAUUGAAGCGUCUUGGCUUCAUUGUCGACGGUCACGAUGAUUCUCCUAUCGUUCCAUUGAGGUUGUACAACCCUGGCAAGAUGCCUGCUUUCUCGCACGAGAUGUUGAAGAGGAAGAUCGCGGUCGUUAUUGUCGGAUACCCGGCUACGCCUCUUGUGUCUUCCAGAGCGCGUUUCUGUGUUUCUGCGGCGCACAACAAGGAGGAUUUGGACAAGUUGUUGAAGGCGUGUGAUGAGAUUGGCGACGUUCUUCAGCUCAAGUUUUCUACGGGUAUUGCGGGAGCAGAUUUGGAUCAGUUCGGCAAGAUUGAUGACAAGCUUGUUGUUCCUCCUCGAUGGCCCAUUCAGAAGGUUAUUGCUAAGGGAGCGGAGGAUGCGAUUGGACAUAGGGCCCGGAUUGAGGUGGAUGGUCUUUAGGGAAGGAUACACGUGCACGGCAGCUUUAAUGAUCAGCUGGACAAGGACACUUACGCUUUACGGUAAUAGAACUUG